This is a messenger RNA of Vitrella brassicaformis, 1950 nucleotides long. The record is from the annotation of a GenBank genome assembly. NCBI's taxonomy places the organism in Eukaryota, Vitrellaceae.
UAACCGAACGCGGCGAGAAUGGAGCGUUUCCAGAAGACAGUUGCAACGCUGUCGCUGGUCGCCGUUUCCUGUGCUGUGGGCGUGUUGUUGUCGAAAAAAAGCCGCAAAACAUCACUACAGGCGGGACCGUUCAGCAACACAACCAUUGUCACCGCCUACUUUGAGCUUCCAUUCAGCAAACACUCACAUGUGAACUCGACGUAGUGAUCUUCACCUUUAUUAUGAUCACUACGUCGUUGUUUGCCGUGUCGUCUGUUUGCUGUUUGUUUUGAAUCAGGAGGAAUACGAUGAGUGGAUGCGGCCUAUGCUGUCGAUUCGGAAUGAGAUGGUCAUCUUUUACGACAGAACAAGUGUACCCAAGAUACGAAGGAUGAGGAAGGGGCUGAUGGAUAAAACCCUGAUCAUUCAAGAACGCUUCCGAGACUUCUAUGUGUGGAGACACCACAAUCAAUUCGUCCGGUCGCACGAUCAAUUCCUCAACACGAGGUACUUUGGGGGUCUGGUUGACGUGGUUGACUUCGCUUUUCACGUGGUUCGCUUGUCAGCUACUUUGGCAAAAGGAAGCCACUCGCUACACUACACAGCCCAGAGCUGUACAUGAUUUGGCAUGAGAAAGUCAAUCAUUUGAAACGAGCGAUGGACGAAAACCCUUUGGCACAGAGUUCUUUCUCUGGAUGGACAUCGGUGUGUAAGCGGGUAUAGAAAGAUCCACGCGCUCUACGAACGCCGCUAAUGCGUUCGGUGUCUCAGUUACUUCCGACGUUUGACGAAGGAGGAAAUCGCCAUGGACUACUACAGAUUUUUCCCUGAUCGAGACAAGAUCCUGAGGCUUCCUAGGCAUAAAGUCUGGUUGGUCAUGGCCAAACCGUUUGCCAAGAGAUAAAGGCGGUGCAAAAAACUCCAAUGCUUGCCAAGGUAUGUCACUAAAGUGAGACACAGCAUUCACAUGUCAGGUGUGUGUGCAUUGGCAAUCAGAUUCAAGCCGCAUCACUUCUACUUGAUGGGCGGUUGGCCGAAAUACAUACAAACAUUGCUCAAUGUCCCCUCCUCCCUUCUCUCCCUCUCUCAGGUUUUAUCGGCGGCCACAGGGAAACCCUAUACUGGCUCCACUCUGAGUUCUAUAAAAUGCUCAGGUGGUUCAUCAAGACCAACCGCUUUAUAGGGAAGGACCAGGAUGUUUUCAACUCCCUGUGUCUCAUACAUCCAACAAGAUGCCACUUUAUCAGGAGGCCAGACAAGUCAAAUGACGACAAGUGGCUCUACGCAAGAGUUGUUCUAAGGAGAGACGUACCACGCUGAAGGAUCCCAUGUGGACCGCGACAAGUCAUUCAUCCAUGAAUGGCGUGAUUCCUUUUGGCGUGACUGUGUGCCGUAAGGCACGGACGCUUUGUCAGACGUACACACUUAUCCAAAUGCGUGUAUCAGUGCCUGACAUACUCGAUCAACGGAUGCGCGCGAAGAAAUCGACGCGUUUGAAUACCACACAAUGAUCGAUGAGGCCAUAUAGUGCGGACGCAUGGUCGGGACCUUUCCGUGUGGAGACACCAUAAGGACUUCGUAAGAGGGCAUUGGUCUCUCGUGCCGAUUGUGAAUGCUGUUUGUCGUGCAGAUGACUUUAUCUGAAGGCACCUUGUGCAGCGGACCUAUCUGUGUAUGCCCCCGUUGCUCGCUUUGUUUGAUUGCUCUUGUGCGAGUCCACGACAAUGCAAACCAUGGCGGCAAACAUAGAUUCCUUAUCCGUGGCUUACAUAUAAUGUGUGCGUGUGGCCGUCGAGAAGCCAUGCAGAUACACGCAAAGCAACCGACUCGUCAGCCGUAUGGUCUGUCUAUUUGCUUGGUUUGCACGAUCGUGCCAGUCGUAUGUUGGCCAAUGUGGAGACAAUACCCUGCUUGUUUCGUGUGGAGACACCAUUGGUCUCUCGUGCCGAUUUUGAAUGUUGUCUGUCGUGC